CUCACAAAAAAGGAAAUGAAUUGACAAUCAAAUAUUAUUUCAAACAUAAACGUCAUUGUUAUAUAUUUAAAACAACUGAUUUUGAAAAUGUUUUUAAUGAAGCGAGUUGUUUUUAGAAAUCUACCUUACAUCGGCGCUGUGGUGACUAGGCACGUUCGGGGGCAACAACAAAAGUCCGAGUGCUUGCCUGCAUGGCCACCUUGCCCACCGCCGUUAGAACCACCACCGUUUUCAUGUUGCCCACCACCGCCCACACUCUAUCCUCCCUUCUACUGCUGCCCAAGAACCAAAUACGACGUCAAUUUCAUAUACAUCAACGAUAUUCCUCCAAAAACAGGAUUUCGCGACUUCGUCGAUCGGAUAGCACAAACUCUAUUCUGGACGGAGCUAAUUCGAGGUUUCGCUGUGACGUUGGGUCAUGUAUUUGGUGAACCAGCUACAAUAAACUAUCCUUUCGAGAAGGGUCCGCUGUCUCCUCGGUUCAGGGGAGAGCACGCUCUGCGGAGGUAUCCGUCGGGCGAGGAGCGUUGUAUUGCCUGCAAGUUAUGUGAAGCAAUGUGUCCGGCACAGGCGAUCACUAUCGAGUCUGAGCAGCGCGCGGACGGCUCUCGGCGCGCCGUGCGAUACGACAUCGACCUCAGUAAGUGCAUCUUCUGCGGCUACUGCCAAGAAGCGUGUCCCGUCGACGCCAUAGUCGAAGGUCCCAACUUUGAAUACAGCGCCGCCACGCGCGAAGAGCUGUUUUAUAAUAAAGAAAGGUUAUUGACAAACGGCGACCGCUGGGAGCCCGAGGUUGCGAGCAAUAUCAGGGACAAUCAUUUAUAUCGUUAGUUUUUAUUUCGGUUAAAUUAUUGUGAUUCGAUAUCGUGUGCUACAUAAUUUUAGUUAUGUCGUGAAUGAAUAUAUAAAUGCAUGAAACUAUA
Molecule: messenger RNA, 923 nt
Organism: Spodoptera frugiperda (fall armyworm)
Lineage: Eukaryota; Metazoa; Arthropoda; Insecta; Lepidoptera; Noctuidae
Product: NADH-ubiquinone oxidoreductase subunit 8-like
Exons: 2
Coding region: 88-831 (247 amino acids)
Biological process (GO): mitochondrial electron transport, NADH to ubiquinone; mitochondrial respiratory chain complex I assembly
Cellular component (GO): membrane
Molecular function (GO): 4 iron, 4 sulfur cluster binding; NADH dehydrogenase activity
Source: RefSeq, a predicted model, not a curated record